AUGAGCAGAUUCCGCGGGGCCGUCCCAGUCCUUCUGGCCACGGCCAUUGGUAUUGGUAAUGGGUUAUAUAUAUUUGGUCCAGCUUUCAAGGAACAGCGACAGGAGAAAGAGGAGCAGGCAAGGAAAGCGGUAGAAGUCGCAAGGCUAUCUCAGGAUGGUAACCACAAGACCCCAGAAGAUUUACGGGAUGCGGAAGCAGCAGCGAGUCGAACAAUUGCAACGGAGUCUGCUCUGAAGCCUGUGGAGAAGGCGAGCUCUUGGUGGCCAAACAUGAGCCUUUGGACGAAGGAAGUGAACAAGCCGACCCCGAACGAUUCUGCGAAGACGGGCCAGGAGACACCAAAGGACAAGCCUUGA
This is a messenger RNA of Cadophora gregata, 357 nucleotides long. RefSeq lists its product as uncharacterized. The transcript is spliced from 3 exons. NCBI's taxonomy places the organism in Eukaryota, Fungi, Ascomycota, Leotiomycetes, Helotiales, Ploettnerulaceae. The record is from RefSeq and is a predicted model, not a curated record. The coding region runs from base 1 to 357 and encodes 118 amino acids.